Messenger RNA from Cyprinodon tularosa, 1813 nucleotides. RefSeq names its product voltage-dependent anion channel 2 (gene vdac2). Lineage: Eukaryota; Metazoa; Chordata; Actinopteri; Cyprinodontiformes; Cyprinodontidae. Gene Ontology annotation, molecular function: voltage-gated monoatomic anion channel activity. The transcript is spliced from 9 exons. Gene Ontology annotation, cellular component: mitochondrial outer membrane. The coding region runs from base 159 to 1010 and encodes 283 amino acids. Gene Ontology annotation, biological process: monoatomic anion transmembrane transport. The record is from RefSeq and is a predicted model, not a curated record.
AGACCCUGAGCCGGAAACCGAAAGGUCAGCAUUUUGUUGCAGAACAGUCUCCUUCAGCUCGCCCUCCAAUCGGUGACGCCUGCUCCGGUCGUGUGUUGUGGGGAACAGCUCCAAAAAGUCACUUUAAUAUAACACUAGCAUCUUUUUUAUUUGGUACAAUGGCCGUGCCUCCCACUUAUGCUGAUUUGGGCAAGUCUGCCAAGGAUAUCUUCAACAAAGGCUAUGGAUUUGGCCUGGUGAAGCUUGAUGUCAAGACAAAGUCAGCCAGUGGAGUUGAAUUCAAAACAUCUGGUUCAUCCAACACUGAUACCAGCAAAGUUGCCGGGAGCCUGGAAACCAAAUACAAGCGCCCUGAAUAUGGUUUGACUUUCACUGAGAAGUGGAAUACUGACAACACCUUAGGAACAGAGAUCGUUAUUGAAGAUCAGAUUACAAAAGGACUUAAGUUGACAUUUGACACAACCUUUUCCCCAAACACUGGUAAAAAAAGUGGCAAAGUUAAGAGCGCAUACAAGCGUGAGUACCUCAACUUGGGCUGCGAUGUUGACUUUGACUUCGCUGGCCCCACGAUCCACGGAGCCGCCGUCCUCGGUUAUGAGGGAUGGCUCGCUGGUUACCAGAUGAGCUUCGACACCGCCAAAUCCAGAAUGACCAAGAACAACUUCGCUAUUGGCUAUAAGACAGCAGACUUCCAGCUACACACCAAUGUCAAUGACGGCAAUGAGUUUGCUGGCUCCAUCUACCAGAAGCCCAAUGACAAGCUGGAGACUGCAGUCCAACUGUCUUGGACUGCCGGCAGCAACAGCACAAGCUUUGGCAUUGCUGCAAAAUACCAACUGGACAAAGAUGCCUCCAUCAGCGCUAAAGUUAACAACAAUAGCCUUGUGGGUGUUGGGUACACCCAGACCCUUAGACCAGGUGUAAAGCUGACCCUUUCUGGUCUGAUUGACGGGAAGAGCAUCAACGUAGGAGGCCACAAGCUCGGUCUGGGUUUGGAGCUGGAAGCCUGAACUGUCAUACUGCAAGGGACUAGGGAAUAUCAGAAGAAUCGGGCCUUAACUCCAUUUUCAACUCAAACCAGCAAAGGGAAAUUGCCGUGAGAUCAUGUCAAAGGCUUCUGCAACACAUAUCUGUGCACCACAUCAAGUCGGUGCUGUUUGCAGUCAUGUGUUUUUUUUUUUUUUUUUAUGUAUUGUACCACGUGGACGCUUCAAUUCCAAGUCUAUCAUUGUCAUUUUAUUUAAUAAUAAUCUAUCUAUCCAGUACUGCCAUAAUAAUUUAGUAAUUAAAUCCCUCUGUACAACUAUGUGUGGCUGUAGGAAUAUUCAGGCACUCCAUUGUUGUUCCAUUUGUUUAAACAUAAAUGCAAACCUUUUUUUUUUUCCUAAAGGGUCGUCAUAUUUUGUUCACACCUAAAUUACACUACUUCUGUGUUUGAGUACUGACCAUGCACCCAAGGACCUCAUUGUUGUUCCGUUAUGUUGUUUGAGGCUGGGAUGUUUUAGCAAAGCUAAACAUGUGACCUUCCCCUUAACUUAGCAGUUUUGGGGUUACUUAAAGUGGGAAAGAAACCUGCAUGUUGCAUAUCACCCAAGCAGAGGUUUUGUUUUUAUUAUUAUGCAACACCAGAUAACUGUGGAGCACAAUGUUCAAUGAUGCCAAACUUUAAAUUCUUUGAAGAAAAUGUAAAGUUGCACAGGUGCACUAUAGAAAGCUGUGCUUCUAUUCUAAGUGGAGAACGAUCAUGGGAGAAGUCUUUGAGGUCCCUUUGUUUAUGAAUGGAUUUUCAAUAAAGUCUUUGAAGCUGAACAAA